Closterium sp. Yama58-4 is the source of this 2190-nucleotide messenger RNA. The record is from the annotation of a GenBank genome assembly. Lineage: Eukaryota; Viridiplantae; Streptophyta; Zygnematophyceae; Desmidiales; Closteriaceae.
AUGGCACAGCUGCCUCUGCUCAAGUCGUUGCGAUUCUGCGAAAUGCUGCCUGCUGCAUCGCCAUGCACCAGCCUGGAACGCCUGGAGAUUGUCAGCAAGUACCUGAUUGGGCAUUUGGACGAGCUUUCGCCAGAUCUUCUGACCUUUCAACUCGGACAGCUCAUGCCGUGCCUCCGCGAGCUUUGCCUUCGCCAGAGAUUCGCUGCUGAGCACGUUCCUGGUCAUGUCACGUCUCUACCUUCCACUUCUCUCACUCUCUUGGAGAGCUUGACACUUAUUGAGUGUAACCGGCUUCACAGCCUGCCAGAGGACAUCGGAUGCCUGCAUGCCCUCAAGACCCUCGUGCUGCACAGGCUGCCCCUCGUGGCCCUCCCGAACGCCCUCUGUCACCUGCCCUCCCUCGAGACAUUCGUCCUCGUUGAAUGCACCACCAGCCGUCACCUCCUCCAGCUGCCCGAAGCAUUCUUCUGCCUCACGUCGCUCCAAACCCUCGCUAUCAUGAAGAUGCCGCGAGUGAGGCUACCGGAGAACAUAGGGGAGCUCUCAAGGCUGCACACGCUGUAUUUGAAUGGCCUGUACCAGCAGCCACGACUGCCACUCUCCUUCACCGAGUUGACUUCAUUGACCAGGCUUGAACUGGCCAUGUGCACGAUUCAAGAGCUUCCCGAGGACUUGGGGAACCUCAUUAACCUGCAGGAGUUGCACAUUCGUUCUUGUCCUCUGCUCCAGAAGCUUCCAGAGUCCCUCACGAGCCUCUCGAGCCUAGAAACCCUAACGGUUGAUGAUUGUGUGAAGCUAGUCUCAGUUCCCAGAAGGCUAGACAGCCUUGGGAGGCUCAAAUGGCUGGAGCUGACUGGAUGCCCCGAUCAGACUGAGCCUCCUACAUGCCUGCCAUUCUCUCUCGAGGUCUUGAGUCUUGGAAACAGCUACCACGUGGCUGAUCUGCCAGACGUCUCCUUGCUGCCUUGGCUGAGAAAGCUCUCCUUGAAGCUGGUUGGUGCGCAGGAGAGGAUGGAUGUGGGCAGCAGCUUGGCGCGCGUGAAGCAGCUGGAGCUGGCGCUGCAGAAGGAGGCUGUGGAGCUGCCCUUCUCCCUUGCGCUGCUCCCCCAGCUGCACACGCUGGUCAUCUGGAACGCGGGGAAGAUGCAGCAGCUUCCAAGCGACAUGGGAUGGGCUGUGGCGCAGCUGAGGGUUGUGCAGAUCCACUGUGCGCGGGAAUUGAGGGAGCUGCCGGACAGCAUUGGUGCUGCAUCCCGCCUGCGCCAGCUGCACCUCUUUGACUGCCCCGCCCUGCACCACCUGCCCGCUUCCCUCGCCCACCUUGCAUGCCUCCACCAGCUGCAUGUGGAAAACACCGGCCUGCGCUGCCUUCCUCCAGGUAUUGCACAAUUGACCAGGCUGCGCAGUCUUAGCUUGCAUGGCUGUGAGGAGCUGCAGGGCCUGCCAGACGAUCUCACGGAGCUGAAAAUGCUGCAAUACUUGGGCAUUAAGAAUUGCAGCAAGGAUUCCAGCUCCAUGUCAUCCUCAUCCUUCUACGGAUCGCGGCUCUAUGCGAAGCCGUCUUCCCUCCCGGCGCAAAGAAAUGCCGCUGGAGCGGUUACAGUUCGCGCUGACAUGUGGAAGAAGCUCGGUGGGCGAGGACUGAUCAGGGAGGACAUUUUGAAGAGCGAUAAAGCCAAUGAGGUUUUGUGGAACCAGCCAGCAAGACCCGGGAAGGACACGACGAAAGAGAAGCUGUCGAUCGACAAGGAACUCGUUGAGGGCUUCGACAAGGAGCUCAGUGGCUUGACCGGCGGCUUUCCUGGUGGCGAGAAGGGGCUCGCUAAAUUUCUGAAAAACAACCCGCUGCCAGCCAAAUACGCAACGGCUUCUUCGGAGCUCGCUAAGGUUCAACAGCGGUUGUCUGAAGCCGCAGCUGCCAUCGCUUCCUCUGUUCCCAAGCCCCUUGCGCCGCCGUUGCUCAUGCCUGGCAUGACCGUCAAGGUUAUCAAUCCCAAGGACGCCUACUACCAGUACUCUGGCAUUGUCCAAAGACUGACUGAUGGGAAUGUCGCUGUGCUCUUCGAGGGUGGCAACUGGGACAAGCUCGUGACCUUCCGACUGUCUGAAUUGGAAAGGACAAAGAAGGGACCCCCUGGCUCUAACCCUAAGUCCGCGUCUCUUCAGUCAGACCCUGCCUUCCAGAAGUAG